GCCAGUGUUUGUGUUUACAAUUCAAAGUCAUUCGGAGACAUGGAGGAUCAAUAGUUCGUUUGUCGUUUUCCGCUUUGUAUAAUCGCGUUAAUUCCAUCUGUUCUGUGAUAGUGCCUAAGUAUGCCGUCUCGCGGGGAGGAUAUUCUCAAAGGUUUCCAGGUUAAUUGGAUGAAUCUACGUGAUGCCGACAGUGGAAAAAUUCUCUGGCAGGGUAACGAAGACUUAUCUGUACCUGACGUAGAACAUGAAGCACGUGUACCGAAAAAGAUCUUGCGAUGUCGCGCGGUGUCGAGGGAGAUAAACUUCAGCUCUGCAGAACCAAUGGAAAGGUUUCGCCUAGAACAGAAAGUACUGUUCAAAGGGCGCUGUUUGGAAGAGUGGUUCUUUGAGUUUGGAUUCGUUAUUCCCAACAGCACUAACACAUGGCAAAGCUUGAUCCAAGCAGCACCUGAGAGUCAAAUGAUGCCGGCAAAUAUACUAAACGGCAACGUCGUAAUAGAAACAAAAUUCUUUGACGAUGAUCUUUUGGUGUCUACCAGUCGAGUCCGUCUCUUCUAUGUCUAAGGCGAUUUCCAAACGGUCCUAAUCGUACAUAACACGGGACCAAUCAACGUGAACAGAGACCCUAUACAAAAUUAGAAUAACGCACGUGUGAAAAGUUUCUUACAAACUGAACAUUUUUUUCCUUUGAUAUUAAACACUUCUUAUGCAUACAUUAAUAAGACGAUAUUGAUAAAUCUCAUAAUUUUGUAAAAAUUUACAUUUUUAGAGAGAUUCACGUAGUCAAUACAAAAUUUAAAGUAUUAUCAGUAGCAUAAUUCAAACAGGCCUAAUGUGUUGAAAAUACGUUUUUCACUUUUGAAGAAUGUGAGGAUAUGACUUGCACUGCUAAAGCACAUAAUUUAUUUGUUUUAAGUGUGAAUAAAUGCAAUAAGUUUUGUACAUAUUAUAAUACACUACA
Mycetomoellerius zeteki is the source of this 961-nucleotide messenger RNA. It is a transcript of the gene PrBP, whose product is annotated as Prenyl-binding protein. Gene Ontology annotation, cellular component: cytoplasm. Bases 121 to 564 code for a protein of 147 amino acids. The transcript is spliced from 4 exons. Gene Ontology annotation, biological process: sensory perception of light stimulus. NCBI's taxonomy places the organism in Eukaryota, Metazoa, Arthropoda, Insecta, Hymenoptera, Formicidae. The record is from RefSeq and is a predicted model, not a curated record.